This is a messenger RNA of Ochlerotatus camptorhynchus, 862 nucleotides long. Its product is annotated as lysozyme c-1-like. NCBI's taxonomy places the organism in Eukaryota, Metazoa, Arthropoda, Insecta, Diptera, Culicidae. Bases 266 to 709 code for a protein of 147 amino acids. The transcript has 4 exons. The record is from RefSeq and is a predicted model, not a curated record. Gene Ontology annotation, molecular function: lysozyme activity.
UAAAAAAACGGAAUUCCCUAGAACAAUAUCAUAAACAAGCGCAAUAACCAUAAUCAACUGUCGAUGCAGUUUUAGCAUCGGCUCUGUAGCGCGAACAGCAGGUCAACGGGGUGAAUCGUUUCGCAAUCGCUAUACGGGUCUAGUACAUAAACAAACGAUGGAGUAACGUCUCUGCCGGUUCUGUUACAGUUCAUAAUUACGGUAAUACAAUCCGACAGCCAAACAGUCUGGUAGGCUGCUCAUCGCUGGCAAGAGGGUUCUUGAGAUGGCGUUCAGAACAAACUUCAUUAUCAUUGGCUGCGUCUUCUUGCUGUUGUCGAUGCAUUCGGUGCCGACUGAGGCGAAGGUGUACCAAAAAUGUCCCCUGGUAAAGCUGCUGGAUGGUCAGCAGAUUUCCAGGACAUUGAUUUCGAACUGGAUCUGCAUGAUCAAUGCCGAAAGUGGCGGCGACACAUCGAAGGAGGUGACUUUGGACAACAAGACUACCAGCUAUGGUAUCUUUCAGAUCAACAGCAAGGAGUGGUGCCGUGCGGGCCGUAAGGGGGGAAAGUGCAACACAAACUGUGAAGCAUUCCUGAACGAUGAUAUUUCCGAUGACAUUGAUUGUGCUAAGCUCAUAUACAAGGAUCAAGGUUUCUCCUACUGGAAGGGAUGGGUCAACAAGUGCAAGCAGAAACCACUACCGGAUAUUUCCAUGUGUUGGAAGUGAGAUGGCGGGAGACAGAGGAGGGGAAGCUUCAAAAUGCAAACACCAAAAGUCGGAAGUCGGCGGGACGGAUUAUGCAAAUAAUGGACUCGAAUGUGUCUCGAGAGAAGUGUAAAUAGAAGGAUGAGUCAACAGCGAUGCUGGGAGAUGUUCGGA